Molecule: messenger RNA, 243 nt
Organism: Pieris macdunnoughi
Lineage: Eukaryota; Metazoa; Arthropoda; Insecta; Lepidoptera; Pieridae
Source: the annotation of a GenBank genome assembly
AUGUAUGCCACGUCAACGACGCCAACCUCUGGAUCCCGUGGUGACCUCUCCGGUGCUGCAGAGAGGCGCGUGCGGGUCAUCCGAUUACUGCGCCCGCGAAAAGCCGCACCAGCGUUCGGCUUCUCUUUGCGAGGAGGAAAGGAAUACGCAACUGGCUUCUUCGUGUCAAAAGUCGAACACAGCUCAGAGGCGCAUCUCCAGGGGCUGAAGGUAAGACAUAUAACAGCAUAUAAAGUUCUCUAG